Molecule: messenger RNA, 1821 nt
Organism: Sesamum indicum (sesame)
Lineage: Eukaryota; Viridiplantae; Streptophyta; Magnoliopsida; Lamiales; Pedaliaceae
Source: RefSeq, a predicted model, not a curated record
AUGCGACCCGUGCGGCAAAAGAAGAGAUCAUUCGGGAGCGACAAAAACGAAAUCAUCCGAAAGGAAGUGGACAAGUUGCUCAAUGCCGGAUCUGAACAAGGCGUGCCCGAAAGAUCCCUACCCGUUGCCUCGGAUCGACGUCAUGGUGGAUUCUACAGCAGGUUACGAGAUGUUCUCGAUGAUGGAUGCGUACCAGGGGAGCCACAUACCAGCGCCCUGGUUAAUAAGAUGUUCGGGGACCUGCUCGGGAAAACGAUGGAAGUGUACGUGGAUGACAUGCUCGUAAAGAGCAAGAGGUCGCAGGAUCACCUCGCGGAUCUCGCCCAGGCAUUCGCUAUCAUGAGAUCAUACGGGAUGAAACUCAAUCCAGACAAAUGCACAUUCGGAGUAGGAGGAGGUAAGUUUUUAGGAUAUAUGGUCAGCGAACGGGGGAUCGAAGCUAACCCGGAAAAAAUUCAAGCCAUCAUGAAUCUGCGAUCUCCGACCACGAUAAAAGAGGUUCAGAAGUUGACAGGGAAAAUCACCUCCCUCGGCAGGUUUAUUUCGCGAUCAGCAGACAAAAGUCUCCCCUUUUUCAGGGUUUUGAGGAAGCCCAAAAACUUCGAAUGGAAUGAGGAGUGUGAGAAGGCGUUGCAAGAGCUGAAGGAGUACCUGACAACCCCUCCCCUAUUGGCAAACCCGAAAGAGGGUGAAGAACUGUUCCUUUACCUGGGCGUAUCGGAGCAUGCGGUCAGUUCGGUGCUAGUAAGAGAAGAGGGAGGCCAACAGAAUCCCAUCUAUUACGUGAGUAAAAUGCUCCAAGGAGCCGAGUUAAGAUACACGGAGAUGGAGAAGUUAGCGCUCGCGCUGGUGGUCACCGCUCGAAAGCUACGACCAUACUUCCAAUCGCACAGGGUGAUCAUGCUAACGAAUUACCCCCUGAAGCACGUAAUGUCGCGACCCGAAGCGUCAGGUCGACUGAUCAAGUGGACGGUAGAGUUGGGGCAAUAUGACAUAGAGUAUCGACCUAGGACGGCCCAAAAAGCGCAAAUACUAGCAGACUUUGUGAUAGAACUAGCAAGUGAUCCCAAUUUACCCAUAGUCGUCGAGGAGCGAACCUCCAAAUGGAUGCUGCACGUAGAUGGAGCCUCGAACGCCAACAGUGGAGGGGCAGGAGUAUGGAUACAGGGACCGAAGGGAGUCGAGAUCGAGGCAGCUGUUCGUCUGGCUUUCCCCGUCACCAACAAUGAAGCUGAGUACGAAGCGCUCAUACUGGGACUAGAGCUUGCCUUCCAGGCGGGUGCCAAAGAUUUGGAGGUGUUCACGGACUCUCAGCUAAUCGCGCUGCAGAUCGAAGGAACAUAUGAGACGAGGGAGAAAACCAUGACAUCUUACAAAGAGAUCGCUCAGCAGUGGAUGAGAAAAUUUGACAGAUGUUCGGUUUUGCAGGUUCCUAGAGCAGAAAACGACAAGGCGGAUGCCUUAUCCAAAUUUGGGGCCACCAUGGAUGGAAUUGGAGAUCGCAAGAUUGCUGCUCUGGUUCGAGCGCAACCGAGCAUCGCAGGCGGGGCAGAGGUUCAGACGGUCGCAGAACCCGAAUCAUGGAAGGACGAGAUUGCCAAAUAUCUUGAAGACGGCACCCUGCCCGUUGAUCCCAUUGCCGCUAAGAGAGUCAAAUUCCGAGCCACCCCAUUCACCAUGUUAUCAGGACAGCUCUAUAAACGAACAGUUGAUGGACCCCUCCUGAAGUGCUUAGACGAGGAGAGAUUCAUGUCAUGCGAGAGAUUCAUGAAGGGAGCUGCGGUAACCACUCUGGAGCGAGGUCGUUGGCGCAGAAGAUAA